UGGCCCUCUUUCUACACAUGUGGGGUGCGGGAAUAAAAAGCAAACAAACAAACAACAAAAGAAAACAAUUAGCGCUUAACACUCACAAUUACGUGAGUGUACCUGAACGCCUCACUGCGGGAGUGGAUCGGAGCAGAGAGGAGACAGAGCGCCCAAGUUGUUCAUUGCUUGGUGUGAAUCAUACCAACAAAUAAGACACUCCAGAAGUAUCGGAGCAGAUCUUUCACUCCAGCUCUCCCAAUAUGUCUGCCAUCACGUACAACGCGACACGCUGUCUCGUGCUUAUGACCAGUGGAAUGAAUGACUUGUCCGAGUCAUGGUGGAGUACAAGACAACAAAAUAUCAGGAGAAUGCCGACUGAGGGAGAAGGCUCCUGGCUGGACUGCAUGCAUGACACAACGCAAAGGCGAGAAACCCACCAUCAGCAUCCAGGAGCACAUGGCCAUUGAUGUGUGCCCAGGACCCAUCCUGCCCAUCAAGCAGAUCUCGGACUACUUCCCACGGUACCCUCGGGGCCUGCAGCCGGCCGGGCCCCCGCGCUCUGCUCCAUCCGCCGCCGCCACCAUUGCCCCGGAAAGAGAGCGCCCGGAUGAGGACAGCCCAGACCGGGCGUUUGGUGUGGGAGCGUCGGCUUCCCCGCAGGUGGCCACCAGGAGGGACGAGGAGCCCGAUGUGGAGGGAUACGACUCGGAUGACUCCACCACACUGGGGACCCUGGACUUCAGUUUGCUGUACGACCAGGAGAACAAUGCACUGCACUGCACCAUCAACAAAGCCAAGCUUCCUGUUCCCAGAUACAAGAAGGGGCUCAAGCCAAUGGACCACAACGGACUAUCCGACCCCUACGUCAAGCUGCAUCUACUGCCUGGCGCCAGUAAGGCCAAUAAACUUCGAACCAAGACCCUGCACAACACACUCAACCCUGUCUGGAGCGAGACCCUGACCUACUACGGCAUCACUGAUGAGGAUAUGGUCCGAAAAACACUCAGGAUUUCCGUGUGCGAUGAAGACAAGUUCCGGCACAACGAGUUCAUCGGUGAGACGCGAAUCCCCCUCAAGAAGCUGAAGCCCAACCAGACCAAGAACUUCAACAACUGCCUGGAGAAACAGUUACCUGUUAACAAGACAGAGGACAAGUCGCUGGAGGAGCGAGGACGCAUCAUGAUUUCCCUCAAGUACAACACCCAGAAGUCCUGCCUGGUGGUGGGCAUCAUACGCUGCGCUCAUCUGGCUGCCAUGGACGCCAACGGCUUCUCCGACCCCUACGUCAAAACGUACCUGAAGCCCGACGAGAACAAAAAGUCAAAGCACAAGACGGCUGUAAAGAAGAAGACGCUCAAUCCAGAGUUCAAUGAGGAGUUCUCCUAUGACAUCAAGUACGCGGACCUCACCAAGAAGACUCUGGAGGUGACGGUGUGGGACUACGACAUCGGGAAGUCCAACGAUUUCAUCGGUGGGGUGUCCCUGGGCAUCAACGCCAACGGAGAGAGGCUCAAACACUGGUUUGACUGCCUCAAGAACAAGGACAAGAAAAUCGAGCGCUGGCACACGCUGACCAACGAGUUACCCGGCUCGCUAAAUGACUGAGCGGACCCGACCCGGCCUGCCGCGGCUGCCCCCGCCUGGAUGCCUGCUUCCAUUUCAUCCAUCACGUCCUUCUCUCUCCUCCCUUCAAGUACGGUGACCUUCUCUCUGAACAGGGCUGGUGUGACGGAACCUUACUACCUUAUACCUUAGCGCUCCAUCCACGCAUCAGCCACUUGUGUCGUGGUUGUGGUGAAGGGAUGUAGCAUCAAACCAUCCACUCCAAAUAUGCAUUUAUGCUAAUAUCACAAGGAGUCCACCUAAAAUGUCGACGUUCUUAAAUGACAGAGAGGAUUGUAGAGUAGAACUUCACAGCUUCAUCCUCUAGUGACCGUGUUGAAGUAUCCUUGGGCAAGGCACUGAACCCCCACUUUCUCCUGAUGCUGCAUCAUCAGCUUUCAGUACUUUGAAUGUAGAAAAGCUCUAUUUGAGUCAAAAUCCAUUUACCAUCUUAGAACUUUGCGGUCCCUCUAAAUGCCACCUUUCCACUGCACAGCCGACUGGUGGAUUUCAUGUUGUGUGGUUGGAGUGGGUGAUGUUAUUUAGGGUUUGGACUCAUUUAUCCUGACGUGUUUGCACAGCCAGCAAUUUACUGAUUUUCCCUACAAAGCCUGCUAGCCGAGGCUAUCUGGCAAUAAUUGGAGAGUUAUUUCCUGAAUGUGAAAAGUCAUUAUACAGUCUCUAACACAUUUUUAAACUGUAAUAACGAUGAGAUCAUGAAAGAGAGCUUUCAUGAUCUGCAUGAUUUGCAAAUUUAUGAACAACAGAACCAAUGUUGAACCAAGAGCGGCACGGAGCAAACUGUUCAUCCAGCAUUAGCAAUUCACUGAUUUCCACUGCAAGUAAUGCAAGCUAAGACCAUUUGGAGAUGAUGCCUGGGUGGUAAUUGCACACAUUGCCAACUUUAUUUACCUAUGAUUUCAUGUUGCUAAGCGUCAUUGCUCAAUGACUUCGGGUAUCCACAAAGUAUGUUACAGUUGACUAAUGAGCAGUGGCAUGCUUGGAAGUACCUGGUCGUACCUGCACAGGUGUGCACCCGAGUCACAAUGUAAUGACUUUGGACUGGACUUGACAAUACCAUCAGGCUAGCACAGGGGUGGGCAAACUUUUUGACUCGCGGGCC
Doryrhamphus excisus (bluestripe pipefish) is the source of this 2707-nucleotide messenger RNA. Lineage: Eukaryota; Metazoa; Chordata; Actinopteri; Syngnathiformes; Syngnathidae. The record is from RefSeq and is a predicted model, not a curated record.